Molecule: messenger RNA, 1140 nt
Organism: Engraulis encrasicolus (European anchovy)
Lineage: Eukaryota; Metazoa; Chordata; Actinopteri; Clupeiformes; Engraulidae
Product: diamine acetyltransferase 1-like
Exons: 6
Coding region: 163-678 (171 amino acids)
Molecular function (GO): spermidine binding; diamine N-acetyltransferase activity
Source: RefSeq, a predicted model, not a curated record
UUGGACAGCAUCAAAAUCGCAUGCAAACCCCCUUCAGGAGGGUCAGGAUCCCGGACUGACUGCCAAGGGUAAAACUCCUGAGUCGCUUAUGAAGAAACUGAUCCUGCUUCGGUUCACAUACAGAGGACUUGUCAGAAAAGGGAAAAGGAGUAAAAGAAGAAAAUGGCAAAUUAUAUUUUGCGGAACGCCGAACCAAGGGAUGUGCCAGACAUAUUACGACUCAUAAAGGAACUUGCUAAAUAUGAAGAAAUGGAGGAGAAGGUGCUGUUGACAGAGAAAGAGUUGCUGGAGGACGGCUUUGGAGAUCACCCAUUCUACCACUGCAUCGUUGCAGAAGUACCAGAAGGAGAUCAGAAUGGAAACAACAAUGCUGUGGUUGGAUUUGCCAUGUAUUACUUCACGUACGAUCCUUGGAUCGGAAAACUGCUCUAUCUUGAAGACUUCUAUGUGAUGGAGACGUGCAGGGGAUUCGGAAUCGGCUCCCAAAUCUUGAGGCACUUAAGUCAUAUGGCAGUGCAGACCCGGUGCAGCGCCAUGCAUUUUAUUGUGGCGGAGAACAACCAGGCCUCCAUUGAGUUCUACAAGCGGCGCGGGGCCUCCGACAUCUCCCUGGAGGAGGGCUGGCGCUUGUUCAAGAUCAACAAGCAGCACCUGCUCAAGAUGUCGGCCGAGGAGUGAGCUCCGGGUGGGGCAGGUGGGCGGGGCGGGGCAGGGCGGCCGAGGAGCAUCAGAGUGAGCUGGCCCUGCAUCCUGGCUGGCCAGUUCUGAACACAGCUAUGGAGGAGGCACACACACACACCUCCCUCACUCAGAUCUCUUUGCCGUUGUGGAUGGUGGUGGUGGUGGUGGUGGGCGCGUUAUAAUUGUUUUUUGUUUACUAUUCCUUUUGAUCAUAUACUGUAGGUUUUGGUUUUAUUCGUUAAACUGUCACGGCUUUGUAGCUAUAGGCCUACUGUGGCUAGACUGCAUGUCUGAUUGUCAUCUACUGAGCUGUUAAGGAAAAUUGACCGUAGUUAUAUUAGUUAAUUUUAACAUUUUACUUAAAUCCUCCAUGUAUUUUUAUUGUUUGAGGGUGUACCUUUCACCCACAGACUGAACUGUGAUGUCAUAUUACAGAGAAUAAAAUGGCCCCAAAACAAG